AAAGCAAGACAAAAAGAAAGAGGGAGAGAAAGAGAGCGAGAAAGAGAGAAAGAGAGAGAGGGAGUGAGCGAGUGUGCGUGAAUGAAGGGUUGGGAGGGGAGAGUGUCACGAGCGCGCGCGCGGAGAUAGCCAGAGGAGCGCACGGAACAGCGAGCGAGUUUAUUUUUAGUGGUAGAAGGUGAAGAAGGCGGGCGAAGAGCACCGCGCGGAGUGGUAUUAAGCGGCAGCACAGUGGCCCGAUGAAGCGGCGUAUGUGACAUCGGGUUUUCCUCUCUCUUGCCACCGUCGAGGAAGAAGAGACACCUCGCAGACAUCUUGCUGCCACCGUCCACGCCGUUGGUCCUCCAUUCACUUGGAGGCCAGUGGAGCAGAGACGCCAGAGAAUAAUACGAGCUGUGGUAGCCUUGCGGAAGCGCAAUAGUAGUUGGCUUCGGCCAACGGAGACGACAGGGAUAUCAUGGCAACGAUAGACGGCCGGCCGGCCCAAUAUGGUGUCACGCUUAAGCAACUCCGCGAGCUUAUGGAGCUCCGGGGUCGCGAAGGUGUCAACAAGAUCAAUGGCUACGGUGGUGUGCAGGAGAUUUGUAAAAAACUGUAUACUUCACCCAAUGAAGGUCUUAGUGGAUCAGCAGCGGACAUACAACAUAGGCGAGAUACAUUUGGUUCCAAUAUGAUACCUCCAAAGCCACCAAAAACAUUUUUACAGUUAGUAUGGGAAGCAUUGCAAGAUGUCACGUUAAUCAUCUUAGAAGUAGCAGCAUUGGUUUCAUUAGGUCUUAGCUUUUAUCAGCCUGCUGAUGAUGAGGAAAAAGAAGCUGUGAGUGUAGAUGAGGACGAAGCGAAAUAUGGUUGGAUUGAAGGACUCGCUAUAUUGAUUUCUGUAAUUGUGGUGGUCUUAGUGACGGCGUUUAAUGACUAUUCCAAGGAGAGACAGUUUAGAGGUCUUCAAAGUCGGAUAGAGGGAGAACAUAAAUUCUCGGUUAUACGGCAAGGAGAAGUGAAACAAAUCUCCGUAUCUGACAUUGUUGUGGGUGACAUUUGUCAGAUAAAAUAUGGAGACCUGUUGCCUGCAGACGGUAUUCUUAUACAAAGCAACGAUCUCAAAGUGGAUGAAUCCAGUCUGACUGGAGAGUCAGAUCAUGUAAAGAAAGGGGAAGCGUUCGAUCCAAUGGUACUUUCAGGUACGCACGUGAUGGAGGGUUCCGGAAAAAUGUUAGUUACUGCAGUAGGUGUUAACUCCCAAGCGGGUAUUAUCUUUACCUUAUUGGGUGCUGCUGUUGAUCAACAGGAACAAGAAAUCAAGAAAAUGAAGAAAGGAGAGGAGUCAGUAGAGAUUACCGGGAACAGUCACGUGACGGGAAGCGGCGGCGGUGGAGGUGGCGGCGGUGGCGGUGGCGGUGGCGGCGGUGUCAAGCACGAGGGUGGCGAGAAUCAUCACGCGGCCGCACCCGCGAGCGCUGGAGAGAGCGGGAAGAAAGAAAAGAGUGUUCUGCAAGCCAAGCUAACUAAACUCGCCAUACAGAUCGGUUAUGCCGGCUCGACCAUCGCGGUGCUCACAGUCGUCAUUCUAGUCAUACAGUUCUGCGUGACGACCUUCGUCAUAGAGGGCAAACCGUGGCGAAACACGUACGCCGGUGAUCUGGUGCGGCAUUUGAUCAUCGGUGUUACGGUGCUCGUAGUCGCCGUACCCGAGGGUCUUCCUCUAGCCGUCACCUUGUCACUCGCUUAUUCCGUCAAGAAAAUGAUGAAGGACAACAAUCUGGUGCGUCACUUGGAUGCCUGCGAGACGAUGGGUAACGCCACCGCCAUUUGCUCGGACAAGACCGGCACCCUGACCACGAACCGCAUGACCGUGGUACAGUCGUAUAUAUGCGAGAAGAUGUGCAAGACAACGCCGAAUUUCUCGGACAUACCGAGCCACAUCGGCGAGUUGAUCUUGCAGGCCAUCUCCAUCAAUUCGGCGUACACGUCGCGGAUAAUGGAGUCGCCGGAUCCUACUGAAUUGCCGUUACAGGUUGGCAACAAAACCGAAUGUGCCUUACUUGGAUUCGUAUUAGCCCUGGGCAAGAAAUAUCAAACGGUGCGGGACGACUAUCCUGAGGAAACCUUUACGCGGGUGUAUACGUUUAAUAGCGUAAGAAAGAGCAUGUCUACCGUUAUCCCUAGAAAGGGUGGUGGAUUUCGGCUCUUCACUAAGGGCGCUUCCGAGAUCAUCAUGAAGAAAUGUGCCUUUAUAUAUGGUCGCGAGGGUCAUCUGGAGACGUUUACCAGAGAUAUGCAAGAGCGUCUAGUAAAGAACGUGAUCGAACCCAUGGCAUGUGACGGGCUGCGUACCAUCUCCAUCGCUUAUCGCGAUUUUGUUCCUGGCAAGGCGGAGAUCAAUCAAGUUCACAUCGACAACGAGCCCAAUUGGGAUGACGAGGAUAAUCUAGUGAACAACCUCACCUGCUUGUGCAUCGUCGGUAUCGAGGAUCCGGUACGUCCCGAGGUACCGGAUGCGAUCAAAAAAUGUCAAAAGGCCGGCAUUACUGUGCGCAUGGUUACGGGUGACAAUAUAAACACCGCGCGAUCCAUUGCGCUCAAGUGUGGUAUCCUGAAACCGAACGAAGACUUCCUCAUUCUGGAGGGCAAGGAGUUCAAUCGCAGGAUCAGAGACAGCAAUGGCGAGGUGCAGCAACAUUUGCUGGACAAAGUGUGGCCAAAACUGCGAGUAUUGGCCAGAUCGUCUCCCACCGACAAGUACACCUUGGUGAAAGGCAUCAUUGACAGCAAAGCAAGCGAGAGUCGCGAGGUCGUAGCGGUAACCGGCGAUGGCACGAACGACGGUCCGGCUUUAAAGAAGGCCGAUGUCGGUUUUGCCAUGGGUAUCGCCGGCACGGACGUCGCCAAGGAAGCGUCCGACAUCAUACUGACAGACGAUAACUUCUCGUCGAUCGUGAAGGCGGUUAUGUGGGGCAGAAACGUCUACGAUAGCAUCGCUAAGUUUCUGCAGUUCCAACUGACCGUCAAUGUGGUCGCCGUGAUCGUCGCUUUCAUCGGUGCUUGUGCCGUACAGGACUCGCCGCUUAAGGCGGUGCAAAUGUUGUGGGUAAACCUAAUCAUGGACACAUUAGCGUCCCUCGCCUUGGCCACCGAAUUGCCUACGCCCGAUCUACUCCUCCGUAGACCGUACGGUCGCACAAAACCACUCAUUUCCAGGACAAUGAUGAAAAAUAUUCUCGGUCAGGCCUUUUAUCAGUUGGGUGUAAUUUUCACGCUUCUUUUCGCCGGUGAUCUGAUGCUCGACAUCGAAACGGGCCGCGGAGUGGCGGCGGCAGGCGGCGGGCCCACACAACACUUCACCGUCAUCUUCAACACGUUCGUCAUGAUGACUCUCUUCAACGAAUUCAACGCUAGGAAAAUUCAUGGUCAACGCAAUGUCUUCCAGGGAAUAUUCACCAACCCCAUCUUCUAUACGAUUUGGAUCUGCACGUGUUUCGCGCAAGUGUUUAUCAUACAAUACGGUAAAAUGGCAUUCAGCACCAGAGCGCUCACGUUAGACCAGUGGUUGUGGUGCCUGUUCUUCGGAAUCGGUACGCUAAUAUGGGGCCAAAUAGUUACGACUAUUCCUACACGCCGAAUUCCCAAAAUUCUUUCAUGGGGCCGCGGCCAGCCGGAUGAUAUCGGUGCGAUCAAUCUAGGAGAUGAGAAAUUCGACCCCGACUCGGAUAAAAAGCCGCGCGCAGGACAAAUUCUAUGGAUCCGUGGUCUAACACGGCUACAAACACAGACGAGCAAUAGAACUCUGGUGCAGAAUGUAUCUGUGACAGGCAGAUCCCCUUCUCAGGAUUACUACAUGCUUCGAGUAAUCAGAGCGUUCAAGUCGACUCUGGAAGAUCUGGAGGAGCGUCGCUCUGUCCAUAGUUUACACAGCUUACACAGUAUGCGCAGUUCACGCAGCCACACCGGGCCCCGACCACUCUCUGACUUCACAUACAUUGACGAAGACCCGACAAACACCACCACCACCGCGCAGAACGCCGCCUACAACAAGUCCUCUAAUAGGAGUGCCGAGCCGAUGAUGAGUCAGGAUUAUGAGACAAACUACAGAGGAUCCUCCAGGAUGCAACAGUCCCUCAACAGCCCCGCCUCACCGUUGUUGCUGAGCGUGACUGGGCCGGCCAACGCGUACAAUCAUCAUUACACCAUCACCGACAAUAGAUCCCCCUCUAGUAACGUCCCUAAUCAACCCUUGAGUCCCAACCACAUGGCGCCGAUGAGCAGCAAUAGAGACAACACUGGGAAUUCCCUGCUUCUGAAUUCCAAUAACUUGGUCCUACCGGAACUGACCAAGCUCGUGCACGAGACCAGCAUCUAAAGAUUUAGACUUUCUCUCUCUAUGUAUUGUCUCAUUCCACAGCCUCCUUCCAUCCUUCUCCAUAUUCUUUGUUCACUGUCUAUUUGCGACUUAGAGCUUCAACUUCAUUCCUCUUACCGUUUUUUGCUGUCUGUCUAUUCUUUAAUUUGAUAUCCCUUAUUUCAUUUCCUUCGCCUGUCAUUCUUCUCUUCCUCUACUAUGUAGAGGGACUUGUACAUAUUCUAUCCCUGCAAUCUCUCGCCCUCAUAUACAUCGUGAGAUUUCGCUCGAUCCUGCGACCUCGUUCUCAUUCGAUCGAUAGAGCGAGGGUAUCCACGUAAAUGAUAUGGACUCACUCUCGUUUCACGCGUUCCCUCUAUUCUUCUCUACUUUCAAGAUACGUCAUCAUUCAUCUCUAUUUCUACCAUCUCUCUUUUCGAGAGCGUACUUACCGAACGAUUUUGCUCGUUUCGGUCGCCGAGUCCUCUGUCCCCCUUGAUUCUUUCUCUCUUCCGUCGCCCUUCUUUGCCUCUCCGAUAAAAAAAAUUUUUACCACUCGCUCAAUGGGGACGGCGGACCUGAUCUGAUCUCAAAGGGGUCGAAACGCGCCAAUUUGGAGGAUAAUGCCUACACACACGAACAAAGCGCGGCAUUCGCAAAUCACGUACUCUCGCUAAAAUCGAGAAUGCUGUAUUAAGUACUUAAAGCGGACGAGACUGCGGUUGGUGAGAAAGCAAGGAAGAAAUGGUUGCCAAAAUGGAGAGAGAUUUUGCUCCGCGAAUAUCGCGACAGUUUGCGAAUGGCACGUUUUCGUGCAUAGGCUGUACACUAUAUCAGAUAAUUUACAGGGGUCUCGCUUUCUACUGCUUUUUUUCCCGUACCCCGACUCUGUGUUCAUUGGUGAAAGUACUAUUUUCGCAUUUUAGGAUAACGUUCUAGAGUUCCAUCGUUCAUUGAAUGACAAUGAUACGGACUGCGACGCGAUUAUCUGCUGUAAAAAAAAUAACAAAAUAUAAUUUCGAUGUAUCAUUUUUGCCGCGUAAUUUGCGAAAUACUUCCAAACAUUCCCGA
Molecule: messenger RNA, 5407 nt
Organism: Atta colombica
Lineage: Eukaryota; Metazoa; Arthropoda; Insecta; Hymenoptera; Formicidae
Gene: PMCA
Product: plasma membrane calcium-transporting ATPase 3
Exons: 14
Coding region: 458-4357 (1299 amino acids)
Biological process (GO): regulation of cytosolic calcium ion concentration; calcium ion transmembrane transport
Cellular component (GO): intracellular membrane-bounded organelle; membrane
Molecular function (GO): ATP binding; P-type calcium transporter activity; ATP hydrolysis activity
Source: RefSeq, a predicted model, not a curated record